Messenger RNA from Entelurus aequoreus (snake pipefish), 5895 nucleotides. RefSeq names its product otolith matrix protein OMM-64-like. The record is from RefSeq and is a predicted model, not a curated record. Gene Ontology annotation, molecular function: lipid binding. Gene Ontology annotation, biological process: lipoprotein metabolic process; lipid transport. Gene Ontology annotation, cellular component: membrane; extracellular region. The coding region runs from base 207 to 3620 and encodes 1137 amino acids. Lineage: Eukaryota; Metazoa; Chordata; Actinopteri; Syngnathiformes; Syngnathidae. The transcript is spliced from 42 exons.
UAGAACUAGUUUGACAGGUUUUGUGGGGGUUUUUUUUGCCCCCAAAGAUUUAAAACUCACAAGGAACUUGGCGAAGGUUUUCAUUUUUUUCUCCCUCAAGUAAACUGGGCGGAACUUUUCAGCUCAUAAACUCCACACGAUCCCAAAGGACGGAAGGAAGGAAGCAAGACAAGUUAGUGGUCUACAAUCCUAAAGUACGACACGUCAUGGAUCGCUACGGAGAGCUGGACUUGGAGUGUGAUGGAGGAGACGUCGCCGAAAAAGGAGGCAUGUUUAAGGGAAGGUUCAAGAAGACUCCUAAAUCGUCCAAGGAAGCGCAACCACAAGUGACGCUCUUGCAGCAAAAUCAAGAAAUUUCAACUAGUAACGACAGCUUACAUGGCAAAUCUUCCAGGUAUCGUGAAAAGGAGAAGUUAGAAGGCUCCAAAGAAAACCUUGCAGAGAAACACAAAUCCAAACAGAGUGGCUUCAGUGCUUUGAUGAACACCUUCUCCUUCGACAACCAGGGGAAGGACAAUACAGACGCUGAUGUAGAGGAGACAUUGGACAACGCAGAGAACCAGGCCAGCUACAAACAGAGCAAACUAGCAGGGGCAAUGUCCAAACUGAAUCCAUUUAAAAAUGAAAACAAAAAGCAGAGUGACUCCAGCGAUGAGGACACGCCCGCGAGCAGUGACAAGACAUCCUCUCACAAACAGGUGACGCCCUUGCAGCAAAAUCAAGACGUUUCAGCUAGUAACGACAGCUUAGACGGCAAAUCUUCCAAGGACAAAUCAAGCGUGUUGGGUGCGAUUUUUAAACGACCUUACAAAAAGGGACACGGCCGCAGGCCCUCGCAGGAUCUUCUGGAUAUUGAUUUUUCUGCUAGCAACAACAAUGACAAUGAGAGCACCAAGGAGUCAGCAGACGUAUUCAAAAAGUCACCAAAGCCUUUAAAAGAAAAGACUACAUCUCAAGACAAUUUGACAGUGGACAAUGAAGUAUCUGCCAACAGCGUCAGUCUUACAGAGAAGACAGCAAAGGACAAAUCAAGCGUGUUGGGUGCGAUUUUUAAAAGGCCUUACAAAAAGGGACACGCCCGCAGGCCCUCGCAGGAUCUUCUGGAUAUUGAUUUUUCUGCUAGCAACAACAAUGACAGCACCAAGGAGUCAGCAGACGUAUUCAAAAAGUCACCAAAGCCUUUAAAAGAAAAGACUAAAUCUCAAGACAAUUUGACAGUGGACAAUGAAGUAUCUGCCAACAGCGUCAGUCUUACAGAGAAGACAGCAAAGUAUCGUGAAAAGGAGAAGUUAGAAGGCUCCAAAGAAAACCUUGCAGAGAAACACAAAUCCAAACAGAGUGGCUUCAGUGCUUUGAUGAACACCUUCUCCUUCGACAACCAGGGGAAGGACAAUACAGACGCUGAUGUAGAGGAGACAUUGGACAAUGCAGAGAACCAGGCCAGCUACAAACAGAGCAAACUAGCAGGAGUGAUGGCCAAACUGAAUCCAUUUAAAAAUGAAAACAAAGAGAAGCAGAGUGACUCCAGCGAUGAGGACACGCCCGCGAGCAGUGACAAGACAUCCUCUCACAAACAGAAAGAGACAAAAGACACAGACACACUCAAAGAAGCUGAGAAACAAAUGGAGGGUAAACCGAAAGCUCUCAAAAACAACGUGGACAGAGAGAGGAACCAGAGAAGUGAAAUGCCGCCAGUUCCACCUCGACCCACUCCGAAGGAGAAGAGCGGCACACCAGUGCAGGAGAAAGUGAAGACAAAAGCAUCUGAGGGCGCUCAGGAGGAGAAGUUAUCAGGCUCCAAAGAAAACCUCACAGACAAACCUAAAGUCAGACAGAAGGGCUUCAGUGCCAUGAUGAAGAGCACCUUCUACUCCGACAAGCAGGAGAACGCUGAUGUUGGGGAGACAUUGGACAAGGCAGAGAACCCGGCCAGCAACAAACAGAGUAAAUUUGCUGAAGCGAUGACCAUAAUGAAUCCAUUUAAACACGCACACAAAGACAAGCAGAGUGAUUCCAGUGACGAGGACGCACCCACUGACAAGUCAUCCAGCCACAAACAGGCCAAUAAGGACAAGCUGUCUGGAAAGAAACCGGACAAAGAAGCUCCAAAAAUUCCUUCCCAAAAGCCCCUGAUGAAGGAUUUGAGGAACAGAGCUGCCAACACGUGUGUGCAGGAGAACCAGCAGCAGAGCCAAUCAGACGAGGAGACCCUGAAGGACAAAGCAACACGCCAACAGGGGGACGAGGUGACACCAGCGGAGAGCAAACCGAACAAGAAAAAAACAAAGCACAUUUACCCGCUAUUGCAGCAAGCUGCUGCCCAGCCUCCAUCAGACGACGAAGGACUGAAAGACGAAAAAGAGAAAGGCGACGAGUCCAGACAGGAGCUUGAGAAGGAUGGCACUAACAAACCAGAAGAGGUCAAAGUCAAGAAGCCCAAGCGACACAAUCCCUUCAUGCCUCGCGUCAAGACCAAAGUGACCCAGAGAAAAACACAAGAUGAAGAGAAUGAAGGUGCAAACUUACCUCUGUUUGAUCGACUGGACGAGUUCCGUGUCGACACACUGCAGCCUGAGGACAUACAGGAUAUGGACGGUCUCAUGAAAUGGUGGCGCACUGUGGAGUCUUGGGUGGACACGCCUCAGGAUGAAGACAUGACGGAGAAAGAAGAGGCUAAAGCGUUCGCUGUGACGGCGGAGAAGGUGCAGAAGGGCAUCCGCGUUUUCAACAAGCUCUACACGGACCGCGCGGAGAGCCUUUGGCAGCACGUCAUGGACUUGCGCGCCAUCGCCGACACUCUGGAUAAGUUCAGCAAGAACACCAAGAUCGCUCAAAUUACUGGCGGCUCCACCAGCGCCAUCGGAGGGGUGGCCACCAUCACCGGCCUGGCUUUGGCGCCCGUCACCUUUGGCACCUCCCUGAUCGUGACAGCGGUGGGCCUGGGCGUGGCCGCGGCAGGCGGGCUCACCUCGGCGGGGGCCGGCAUCUCCAACCAGGUGAACAACUCCAUGGACCGUAAGAAGGUUGAGAAGAUCGUGAAGGACUACGAGGAAAAGAUGGUGGGCCUCAACAAGUGCCUAAUGUUCAUCAAGCAGGGGAUUGAGAAUCUGCGGCGUUUCGACCUCAUCAAGAUGAAGAACAACGCCUACAACCGCGACUUCCCAGCGCUCACCUCCAGCUUUUACGAGGACGGCGCCAUGGCAGGCAAGGCCAUCCUCAUCAACGCCAACGAGAUCAUGCGCGUGGUGCAGAUCGCCAACGUGGCCGGCAGCACGGCGGCCAGGGCGGUCCAGAUCGCCAGCAUGGCCACGGGGGUCCUGACAGGACUCUUCGUGGCCAUGGACAUCUACUUCGUGGCCAAGGACUCCAAAGAACUAAAGAAGGGCGCCAAGUCCGAGUUUGCCAGCAAGAUCAGGGAGGUGGCCGAGCAGCUCAGCCUUGGCCUGGUGGAGCUCAACACCAUACGGGAUGAGCUAAAGGGCACCACACCGCAGGACAACCAAGAGGACAACACCGCCUUGGACAAGAAGAAGUACGACUAUGACGAGUCGGAAGAAGACGAAAUUGACCGCAUCAAAAAAGCCUACAAGAAGGAUCUCGACAACAGAGAAUACGUGUGAGAGAACACCUUCAACCUCGGUGCUUGUUGCCGAAGACGGGCGCCUUACAACAUAAUACCUACAAGCACUUUGUCAAACCUAACAAAUAUAUCUGGCUACUUCCUCUCAUGCCAGCUAGAACCAGACUCCUUUUGGAGGAUACUAACAUUCAUCUUCCCAGAACAUUUUUCUGUCAUCUAAGCUCGUCGAACAAGAGGAGCCGCAGAUUCAGGAUCACUCGUCCGACGUUUCCGCGAGGAAUGGAGAAAUGUGGCCUUUAUGAAUCCAAACUAAUCUCCAAGACGCAAAGAAAAGUCAACCUUCCUGUGAGUGUUUGCUGAUAAGAACAAAGUUACAUUCAAACGUGUUGACAGUUUUAUGAUGAUACAUUUGACACUUUAUGCUUUUUAAUAUUGUCUAGUGGCAUAAUCACUUGCAGGAAUUAGUAUCAACUAGAGAUGUCCGAUAAUAUCGGUCUGCCGAUAUUAUCGGCCGAUAAAUGCGUUAAAAUGUAAUAUCGGAAAUUAUCGGUAUCGGUUUUUUUAUUAUCAGUAUCGUUUUUUUUUGUGUUUUUUAAUUAAAUCCACAUAAAAAACACAAGAUACACUUACAAUUAGUGCACCAACCCAAAAAACCUCCCUCCCCCAUUUACACUCAUUCACACAAAAGGGUUGUUUCUUUCUGUUAUUAAUAUUCUGGUUCCUACAUUAUAUAUCAAUAUAUAUCAAUACAGUCUGCAAGGGAUACAGUCCGUAAGCACACAUGAUUGUGCGUGCUGCUGGUCCACUAAUAGUACUAACCUUUAACAGUUAAUUUUACAAAUUUUCAUUCAUUACUAGUUUCUAUGUAACUGUUUUUAUAUUGUUUUACUUUCUUUUUUAUUCAAGAAAAUGUUUUUAAUUUAUUUAUCUUAUUUUAUUAAUUUUUUUUUAAAAGUACCUUAUCUUCACCAUACCUGGUUGUCCAAAUUAGGCAUAAUAAUGUGUUAAUUCCACGACUGUAUAUAUCGGUUGAUAUUGAUAUCGGUUGAUAUCGGUAUCGGUAAUUAAAGAGUUGGACAAUAUCGGCAUAUCGGAUAUCGGCAAAAAGCCAUUAUCGGACAUCCCUAGUAUCAAAAGGAGUGCAAUCAUCGGACAUCCCUAGUAUCAACCCUAUUUGAUUCCAUAUUUAGGCUAAUCACUGUUUUAAAAACACUUUUAAGUGCAUUUUUGUUUCCGUAAAACUGGAGGAUUUUAAAAACCAAUCACAUGCUAGCAAGCUAGCGUUAGUGCUGACAUACGGAAACACUCGCUGGAUGUAAAUAGAUUUAGUAUUUCUUUGUAGAAAACAAUGUUUUUUGGUUUCAUGUUGACGUAGCAAGAAUGCCUUGACAUUGUUUGCACUGGAUAAUAUAUAUCCUCUAUGCAGGAUUUAUUUAAUGAACUUUCUAUUUAUUUUGUUGUCUUCUGGGCGGAGCUAAUACAUUAUUUUGCAAUAAACGUGUAAUAUAUUUUAAAGAUGACAAUAAAGGCCAUAUAACUUUUUAGUAUUGGUAUUUUGUUUUGAACAUGCAUACAGUGGUGGACAUUUGUGAUGCACCAUACUGUAUCACAUUGCAGUCUGCAAUUUCUCACUUUCCACAAUGCGAUUAAAAAAUAAAUAAGCAAUUGAAAUUUUAAAUGUAUUUUAAUUAGCCCAAAAAAAUGUAAUAUGUUAGAAUAAUUGUAAGUUAUCACAAACAUGUUUGUGUUGAAACGAGUUCCAGGCAAAAAGACAAAAGCUGUCUUUGAGGCCUACCAAGAGUAAGGCUCGUAAAACUCCACUGGGACUUCAAAGCGGAGAGAUGACAGGAUCUGCCCAAUUUCCAGACGAACUCUUUUUGAAGUAUUUUACGAACUCUUUUUGAACUAUUUUAUGGAACUCUUUUUGAACUAUUUUACGACCUCUCCUUUUGAACUGUUCGGUAACCAAAGGCAACGCUGUUUACGACCCACUUCCCUCUGGAAGCAGCUGUGGUCAGGUGGGGGGAGAAAGUCAAAUAAAGAAGGAGGAGUGCAAUCUUUUGGCAGAGCGUGCUGAGAUACUGUACAAGGGUACAGUGUGUCCAGGCGUGUCUCCUCAAUUGAGUCCAAAUUGAAUUCUGUCUCUGUUUAAUUAUUUGCCUCUUGUCUUGUUUAAUAGAUGUCAUCAGUGUUUGAACCUGACAAAUAUAUACCAGAAGUCAAUGUAGAGAGCUUAAACGAAUGAGAAUUAUGUUCAGAUUUAUAGGCUUUUCUGUAGCUUCACAAGCAAAAUAUGUAAAUAUGAAUUUUAAUUU